AUGGAGGUGGAGGUGGAGGUGAAGGUGAAGGGGGGUUUCUCUCUCAUCAACUGGGGUCGGACGGAAUCUUCAUCUUUCUACUUGGCGCGGUCCUUGAUGACGUCGAUGCCCAUCUCGGCGGGGUCGGUGGCUUGCAUGUCGUAGUGGACCCCCUCCAGCACCCGCCUCAGCCCCUCCUUGGAUGUCGCGUACAGCAUCCUCUCGCGUAUCCUCGACGCCGGCGGCGCCCUGCGGACAAACCUCUCUCCUGUGUCAUACUCGAGAGAGAAGAGAGAGAGAGAGAGAGAGAGGGUUCGCUUUCUUUGGGUGGGGGCUCCCUCAGAUGUUGCCGUUGCGUUCAUCCAAAGAAGAGUGAGGAAGGGUCUGGCAGGAUUUACUCGCUUGAGUUGGGACGGCUAGAGUUUGUGUGUGUGUGUGUGUGAGAGAGAGAGAGAGAGAACCAUGCAAUGAAGAAGAUCUUGCUCUUGGGGCAGUUGUCGACGGAGAGGAAGUCGAAGUCGAGGACGGCGUAGCGGCAGUCGUCGGAGGGGAGGGAGGCGGCGAGGCCCUCGUAGCCCUCGCCGGGGGGGCCGAUCUUGUCCACCAGCACCGCCCUCGACCUCUCAUCGAUCCUGUACACCACGUACCUGUGCACCCUCUUCCACUUCAUCUCCAUGAACCACCUCUUGCACUCCUCCUCCACCUUCAUCCCCGUCGUCGCCUGCACACACAACCAACCCCCUUCGUCAUCUCCCUUUCUCUCCCUCUAAAAACUCCUCUCCCUCUCUCUAUCCAUCUAUCUAUCUCACCAUCUUGA
Molecule: messenger RNA, 796 nt
Organism: Spirodela intermedia
Lineage: Eukaryota; Viridiplantae; Streptophyta; Magnoliopsida; Alismatales; Araceae
Source: the annotation of a GenBank genome assembly